Messenger RNA from Ophidiomyces ophidiicola, 1080 nucleotides. RefSeq names its product J domain-containing protein 1 (gene JID1). The record is from RefSeq and is a predicted model, not a curated record. The transcript has a single exon. Bases 1 to 1080 code for a protein of 359 amino acids. NCBI's taxonomy places the organism in Eukaryota, Fungi, Ascomycota, Eurotiomycetes, Onygenales, Onygenaceae.
AUGUCAUCGGCGAUACUGCAUCGGGACGGGGAUCACGCCGGGCAUCUGCUCUGGUUUGAGCACUUUACGCGGGUGGGCGCAGCAGGGCCUCUGGCUAUUAUCCAGAGCAUUCCCAGCGAUGAUUCAAUUCCCGUCAGUCUUGAGCAUAUCGUAAUGUUCAAGAAGUCGUCUCUCCUCUGCUCUCGUGGCGGCGUCCCGCUCCUCAAUUCGCCGUCAUCUAUCUCGCCACACCCCCGAAGACGCUCGCUUACAUUCCAAAACCCUCAGAGAUUCGCCCAUGUCAACUCAGGAGACCCUAUUCAGGGUGAUGGGGACUUCUCGUGGCCUACAUCUUCCACCUUCUCGCCAUAUGAACUGCUCAAACUAGACCGAAACUCUCCAUACUCGAAGCGUCGUUUCUAUGAACUGGUGAAGAUAUAUCACCCUGACCGAUCAUGCGACGGCCACCCACUAUGCAAAGACAUCCCAGAUUCUGUUCGUAUGAACAGGUAUCGGAUCUUGGUAGCAGCGCAUGAAUUGCUUUCCGACCCCCGCAAGCGUGAAGCCUACGACAAAUAUGGCGAUGGAUGGCACCAUCGACAUGAAUUAUUCGGCGUUAACGCCAAAAAUGACAGCUCUCAAUCAACAGUUCGGUAUAGAUACAAACCCAAAAAACGCGGGGACGAUAUAUUCAAAAAUGCAACCUGGGAGGACUGGGAAGAAUUUUACGAGAGGCGUGACGGACAACCCAAACAAGCACAAACGGUAUCCCAUAGCACGUUUGCUUCGUUUUUGCUACUUCUAGCCUUAUUCGGUGGUGUUGGCCAGGCGAUCACUGUAGGAAAAUAUUCGACAUAUGUCCAAGAGCGAGUACGAGAUGUAAAUGAUCGGUGUGGGAAAUUUCUUGAGGGCCGGAAACAUAACACGAUCAACAAGAUGAAUUCGCAGGAUGCGAGAGUUCAGAGCUUCUUGAUGAAGCGAGAUCCGUCGGGCUACGGAUUAAAAGAGGAGGAGGAAGAGACAUACCGACGUCUUCUCGGCGUCCGUCGAACCUCUGAUAUCAUGACCAAUAUUGAUUCAAUGAGAAAUACGGCGGAAUAA